Haemonchus placei is the source of this 318-nucleotide messenger RNA. The record is from the annotation of a GenBank genome assembly. NCBI's taxonomy places the organism in Eukaryota, Metazoa, Nematoda, Chromadorea, Rhabditida, Trichostrongylidae.
AUGGAUCGAGGAAAACUGACAGAAAGAAAAAGAAACAAUAAUAAACAAAUACAUCAAAUGAAGAAAUUAGCAUUGACACUCGCAAUCGUUCUUGGCAUGGCCAUGACGACUUUCGCCCAGGGUGGCGGAAUCUUUGGAAUGGGCGAAACCCGCGGCGAGAGCUACAGCACCCGCGCUGAUGGCGACGGUCCCAUGAUCGCUCUUCCCGGUGAGCACGGCUUGGAUGGCGACCAGGGAGCCACCCCAGUGGGCAGCGGUCUCGCAGUCCUCAUCGGCUUCGGCGCAGCCUACGCUCUGAAGAAGAGAAACGAGAAGUAA